AUGCCUUCUUUUGUGACAGUACUUCUUCUUACGGCGGCAUCCUUUGUCGCCGCCCUUCCUCUCGAACCUCGAGCACCGCCUGGAGUUCCCACCACGGCAGCAGCGAAAACCCAACUUGCAGCACUCACCGUGGCAGCCCAAGGCCCUCAGACGGGUUAUUCUCGUGACCUUUUCCCGACUUGGAUCACUAUCUCUGGGACCUGUAAUACCAGAGAGACCGUUCUUAAACGAGAUGGGACGAGUGUUGUAACUGAUUCUGCGUGUGUUUCUACCUCCGGAAAGUGGUUUUCUCCGUACGACGGAGUUACUUGGUCCGCUGCAAGUGACGUAGACAUCGAUCACAUGGUUCCUUUAAGCAAUGCAUGGAAGAGCGGUGCUGCGGCUUGGACUACAGCCCGAAGACAGUCUUUCGCCAACGAUCUCACCAACCCGCAAUUACUAGCUGUGACGGACAAUGUCAACCAGGCUAAAGGCGAUAGCGGACCAGAGGCGUGGAAGCCACCACUUGCUUCAUACUAUUGCACCUACGCGAAGAUGUGGGUUAGGGUGAAGUAUGUGUAUUCCCUAACUAUCACGAGCGCCGAAAAAACAGCCUUGACUUCCAUGCUGGCUACUUGUUAG
Molecule: messenger RNA, 621 nt
Organism: Glarea lozoyensis ATCC 20868
Lineage: Eukaryota; Fungi; Ascomycota; Leotiomycetes; Helotiales; Helotiaceae
Exons: 5
Coding region: 1-621 (206 amino acids)
Source: RefSeq, a predicted model, not a curated record